Ctenocephalides felis (cat flea) is the source of this 435-nucleotide messenger RNA. RefSeq names its product citron Rho-interacting kinase-like. The record is from RefSeq and is a predicted model, not a curated record. The coding region runs from base 40 to 435 and encodes 131 amino acids. NCBI's taxonomy places the organism in Eukaryota, Metazoa, Arthropoda, Insecta, Siphonaptera, Pulicidae. The transcript is spliced from 4 exons.
UCUAAGAAGGAAAACAUUGCACCAAUCAACGUUUUACCAAUGAAUUAUAGAGAAUUAGAAGCAAGUCUUGCCAGGGAGCAGGCAAAGAAUAGAACACUUUCUGAACAAUUGUUGGAAGCAAAGUCCCAACUUCUUGGUGCUAAAGGUGAAAUGUUGUCUCUGGUCACUGAUUCUGAAUCAGCAUUAAUCACAUCACCUCGAACUAAGAUUGCUUUGCAAGAAAUUGUUCAAAGUCCUUCAUCAAGAAAUGCAGAAUUUCAAAGGCAACCUUCUAAAUUGAGAAUGCUUCACAAUAUACCACACAGAUUUGAGCACAAAUUGUGUAAACGUUCCGCACGCUGUCCAGCCUGUCCUGGACCAUUGCCAUUCGGUCGACAAGUUUCGCAACUUGUGGCUUGCCAAACACAUUUGCUAAACAUUUCGGUGAAACCCUGA